ACGCCGGGCCGCGGGGUCCCAGAGCCGUCAUGGCGUCCGCGCGCGCGCCGCUCCGCCGGCACCUCCACCGCGAUGGGAGCGCUGCACGUACCCCUCUGCAAGGAUCCCGUAGCGUUAAGCCAUCAGAUGGAGUGGGAAGUUUGCUGUCCUCUGAAGCAUGCCAAGGGGUUAGGAAACAGAAGAGUGAGACAAAUCUGAGCAGUGAGAAGAGUGCACCCACCCCAGUAACUGCAAGGAGACUCACAUCUCUUGGAUCAACACCAGCUAAUGGGAUUGUGAAGACUAAAAAAGAUGCUAUGCUUAUGAAAGAGAAAAAGAAACAGAAGGCACUGGAGAAGGAGAUUCGUACAUUAGUGAGAGAGCGUGGAGAGCAGGAUAAAAAACUUCGGGCUCUGGAUGAAGAUCUUGUUAAGAUUGAAGCGAAACUGAGUGCUGCAGUUCAGGAGAAAACCUCUCUUUCAGCAAAUGUUGCAUGCCUGAAAAAACAGCUUCUGGAGUUAACAAGAAGCAAUGAACUACUAAAGUCAAAGCUGUCUGAAGAUGGUGUGCAGAAGAAAAUGAGCAGCCUGUGCAUGGAGUUGAUGAAGCUCAGAAACAUGAGGGAUGCGAAGGAAAAGACUGCACUGGCAAAGCAGGAAAACAUGGAAAUGAAGCUGCAGGAAGUGCAAAGGAAUCUAGAGCAUUCAAAAGGAAAAGUAGCACAGUUACAAGAAAAAUUGUCUGCUACUGAGAGAGAGAAAUUUGAAGAAAAGUCUGACACUGAAAAACUCUUGGAAUAUAUUAGAGAGCUCAGUAGUGUUGCAGAAACAGCUGAGAAAUACAAACUAGAUGUUGCCCAGAUGGAGGAGACACUGAGUAAGAAAGACCAAGAUAUUGAGAUCCUGAGGAAUGCCCUCAAAGCAAAAGAGGAAGAGUCAUGUAAGCUGAUGAAAGAACUUAAUGGGAGGUGUCAAUUGCUUCAACAAGAGAAAGAGAAAGAGUUGUCUGAGGCCAAAGGACAAUUCCUGAGUAUGAAUGCUGAAAUAGAAGACCUGAAAAAAAAAAUUGAUUUGGUGGAACAAGAACACCAAAACCUCCUUCAGAAACACGAGGAGGUCAUCUCUCAGCUGCAGCAAGAGAAGGAGUCAUCUGCAUCAAUGCAGCAGAAGUUACUAGAGUUUGAAGAUGAGCUAACAAGUGAGAGACGUCUUCUGGAAGAAGAGCUGAAUGGUACCAUGAAGGAGCUGAAUAAAUUGCAUGCGAAGGAGAAGAAAGCUGAAAAGUUGGUGAAGCGACUGGAACAGGAAAUCAAAUCUCAAGGUCUUGAACUCACACAGAUGGAAGAAGAAUUGAAAGGAAAGAAUGCAGAGUUGGAGCAAAUCAAGGCAAUGCAUAGCAGUGCUGUAUCGAAAAUCCAAGAAGAGCACAGCAAUACACUGCAGGAUCUUGGAAAGACUAUUGCUGACUUUGAAAGCUACAAGAAAACAUCAGCUGAAGAAAUUUGCAGUUGUAAACUGGAGAAUUCCUCUCUGCGAGAAGAAAUUGCCAACCUAAAAAAAGUAGGCCAAGAGAAUCUGCAGUUGCUGCAAGAAGCAGAAUACACUAAAAACAAAGCAACUGAAGAAUAUGCAAGGAUGCUUUUAGAAGUCCAGACCAAGCUUGCAUUAAACGAAGCAGAAACAGAGAGGACAAAAGAGUCGUGCCUUGCACAAGUGACUGAACUUCAGGAGAAACUAGAGCAAACUGAAAAUCUGAAAAGAGAACUUGAAGCAGAAAGAUCAAGGAAAACCAUAAGUGAAGAUAUGACCUCUAGCUUAAAGAAAGAGAUCAAUACCUGGCGUAAACUGUAUGAAGAUUUACACAACAAAGUUAAGCCUUUUCAGCAACAAUUAGAUGCUUUUGAAGCAGAGAAGAAUGUUCUCCUGGAGGAGCAUGGGGCAGCCCAAGAAGAACUGAAUAAACUGAGUGAUGCAUAUGCUAAACUACUUGGCCACCAGAACAUGAAGCAAAAAAUCAAGCAUGUUAUGAAGCUCAAGGAAGACAAUGCCCACCUGAAGCAGGAUGUCUCAAAACUGCGUGCAUUGCUAGCCAAGGAAAAGCAAACCAACAGACAUCUCCAGGAGCAGCUGUGUGCAGUACAGGGCAUUAAGCGUUUUGAUCCUUCCAAAGCUUUCCAGCAUGAUAGCAAGGAAAAUAUUCCCCCAAAAACACCUUUAAAAGAAGGUAAUAAAAACAAAAUUUGAAGUCUUCUUGGUAUCAAGAAAACAGCCCAUAAGAUGACUACAGGAGACUUCAAGACUGCUUCUUCAAGGUGAACUUGGAUGCUGUAUAUAAUACAGAUCAGUAGGAGGCCUAGAGAAAUGAUCUAAAAUUAUAUAUUUUUAGAAAACCUAUGUUAUACUGAGAAGCAACAGGUGACAGCAUGUUUCUGAUUCCUGGUAACAUCAUUACAGGCAUGAACUCUGAAAAGUGUUCGCUGUUGCAUGUUUUGGAUAUGCUGAGGCUGCUUAGUUAGGUUUUGAACAAAGCAUUUUAAGUUUGGAAAAGGAGAAUAAGCACUGGAGAAUAAGAUUACAAAUGAAAUUGGA
Molecule: messenger RNA, 2567 nt
Organism: Vidua chalybeata
Lineage: Eukaryota; Metazoa; Chordata; Aves; Passeriformes; Viduidae
Gene: HMMR
Product: hyaluronan mediated motility receptor
Exons: 18
Coding region: 30-2222 (730 amino acids)
Cellular component (GO): membrane
Molecular function (GO): hyaluronic acid binding
Source: RefSeq, a predicted model, not a curated record